Xenopus laevis (African clawed frog) is the source of this 8465-nucleotide messenger RNA. RefSeq names its product protein tyrosine phosphatase, non-receptor type 23 S homeolog (gene ptpn23.S). The coding region runs from base 425 to 6211 and encodes 1928 amino acids. Gene Ontology annotation, cellular component: nucleus; cytoplasmic vesicle; endosome. Gene Ontology annotation, biological process: endocytic recycling; protein transport to vacuole involved in ubiquitin-dependent protein catabolic process via the multivesicular body sorting pathway; early endosome to late endosome transport. Gene Ontology annotation, molecular function: protein tyrosine phosphatase activity; protein tyrosine/serine/threonine phosphatase activity; hydrolase activity. The record is from RefSeq and is a predicted model, not a curated record. Lineage: Eukaryota; Metazoa; Chordata; Amphibia; Anura; Pipidae. The transcript is spliced from 25 exons.
GACUGGUCACUCAGUGUCUGGACUGAGCCCUGAACCUGCCCCACACCGGCCCCGUGUCACUAAUAUGCACAAAACGGUCCCUCUUGCUCAUUAUUUACUGCCCUACAUACUGGCCCCUGUCACUGGACACAAGAGCUUCUCCUUGAGGAACAAACCAGCGCCACAACAACUCAGGCCUAUUUCCCGGUUUCCCAGACAAACAAAGCCGGUCAGAGAGCCAGAACGCACAUGUCACGUGACUGGUGACGCUCCUGAUCACCUGAGUCUGAGCUGACGCUUGCAGAGUGUAGGGGGAGGAGAAACUACAGUUCCCAGACUGCCCCGCGCGUCCCGUGACAGUGACGCUAAUCUCGGCGGUGCAGUUUCCGGGCUGUGGGGCUCGGUCUCCGUGACGCAGCUCGGUUGGAGUUUGGAGACUUGCGAGAUGGAGGCCGUGCCGAGGAUGCCCAUGAUCUGGCUGGAUCUGAAGGAGGCUGGAGAGUUUGCCUUCCACCCGGCAGUGAAACAGUUUGUCUUGAAGAAUUAUGGAGAAAACCCAGAGAACUACAAUGAAGAGCUCAAGAAGCUGGAUCAGUUACGCCAGAGUGCAGUUAAUGUGCCGCGGGACUUUGAGGGGUGCAGUGUGUUACGCAAAUACUUUGGUCAGCUCCACUAUCUGCAGAGCCGAAUUCCCAUGGGAUCUGAGCAAGAGGCAUCCGUCCCUGUCACAUGGACAGAAAUAUUUUCUGGGAAAACAGUUACUCAUGAAGACAUAAAGUAUGAGCAGGCGUGUGUACUGUACAACCUGGGUGCAUUACACUCCAUGCUGGGAGCUAUGGACAAGAGAGUGUCGGAAGAGGGAAUGAAGGUUUCGUGUACUCACUUCCAGUGUGCGGCUGGGGCUUUCUCUUACCUGCGGGAUCACUUCGCUCAUUCUUACAGCGUUGAUAUGAGCCACCAGAUCCUCAACCUCAAUAUAAACCUCAUGUUGGGUCAGGCGCAGGAAUGUCUCUUGGAAAAGUCAAUGCUGGAUAACCGGAAGAGUUUUCUGGUAGCACGAAUCAGUGCCCAGGUUGUGGAUUACUAUAAGGAGGCCUGUCGGGCCCUUGAGAACUCCGAGACGGCAUCACUACUGGGCAAGAUACAGAAAGACUGGAAGAAACUGGUGCAGAUGAAGAUUUACUACUUUGCAUCUAUAGCCCAUCUGCACAUGGGAAAACAGGCUGAGGAGCAACAAAAGUAUGGCGAACAGGUUGCCUAUUUACAGAGUGCAGUAGAUAAACUGAGUGACGCCAUCAAGCAGUCUAAGGGUCAGCCGGCAACAGUACAAGAAGCCCUGAGGUUUACCAUGGAUGUCAUAGGGGGAAAGUUCAAUUCUGCUAAAAAGGACAAUGAUUUUAUUUAUCAUGAAUCUGUACCCUCACUGGACACCCUGCAAGCAGUUAAAGGGGCUCCCUUGGUAAAAGCUCUUCCAGUGAACCCCACAGAUCCUGCUGUCACAGGACCAGAUAUUUUCUCCAAGUUGGUACCAAUGGCAGCUCAUGAGGCUUCCUCCUUGUACAGUGAAGAAAAAGCAAAGCUGCUGAGGGAAGUCAUGUCCAAGAUAGAAGUCAAGUACGAAAUCCUGGACCAGUUUACAGAUUCUCUCCAGCUCGAUCCAGAAAAUGUGGAUAAUCUGGAUAUGUAUACUCACAUCCCGCCUGCCUUAAUGGAGAAAUGCGCAGCUCUCAGUGUGAGGCCUGAUACAGUAAAGAGCUUAGUCCAGUCCAUGCAAGUACUUUCUGGGGUGUUCACCGAUGUGGAGGCUUCUCUGAAGGACAUUAAAGAGCUUCUGGAUGAGCAUGAGAUCCAGGAGAAGAAGUUGCUUGAAGAGGUGGGGAAGCAGCCAGCUCCUUCUGUUCCUCUGUGCCCUUCUAUUGAAGAAGUGAGCAAAGAAUGGGGCAAGUACAUGGAGGUACACAAGAAGGCCAGCUUUACUAACACUGAGCUGCACAAGGCCAUGAACCUGCAUAUAAGCAACCUGAGACUUCUCAGUGGGCCUCUGGAUCAACUACAACAAGUGCUGCCUGCCCCCAUCCUGACAGAAGAUGACAAGGCCGUGCUGCAGAACAUAAAGAAGAUCCUGAAUAAGGUGCAGGAGAUGAGAGAGCAGCGACAUUCAUUGGAGCAACAACUUCGAGACACCAUCCAAAAGGAUGAUAUUACCACCUCAUUGGUUACCACGGACCACUCAGAAAUGAAGAAACUCUUUGCUGAGCAGUUAAAGAAGUAUGACCAGCUGAAGGUCUACAUUGAGCAGAACCUGUCUGCCCAGGAAAACAUCCUGAAGGCCCUGACAGAAGCCAACGUCAAGUAUGCGCCAGUAAGGAAGAUCAUCAGUGAGGCAGAGCAGAAGUGGAACCACACCGUGCAAACUCUUAUCGCCUCCUAUGAAGCCUAUGAAGAUCUGAUGAAAAAGUCCCAAGAGGGAAAGGAUUUUUAUGCGGACCUAGAAAACAAAGUGGCCAAGCUGGUGGAGAAAUCACGAGCGGCCUUUGAUGCUGCCCAAUCCUACAGACAGCAGGUGCUGGAACGGGAAAUAAAGAAGAGACCCCCACCACGACCAACUGCUCCUAAGCCUGCAAUGCAGAAGAAAACCUCAGAUGUUGACCUUGACAACCUUCCCCUCUCUGACCUUCCCAACCUGCAGCACUCUCUUUUCUAUUCUGAUCUACCUGAGGAGCUGAAGAGUCUGCCCCCAGAGGCCCUUCUUGCCCAACUUGACAGGUUGUCUGCAGAUGGACUUGAUGCAUUUCCUUUGGACUUUCCUACGUAUGGUGGAGUGAAUGCCUACAGAACCAGUAGGACUGCCAGUGCUCCUGUGGCUGAUCCACAUGCAGUGCCUUUCAACCACAGCCCCCACUUUAAUCCCUUGCCAGGACACGGUCCACAAUAUGGAGGUGUUGCGUUCCCAGCUAAUGCUUUCCCUCCUGUUAUAUACAAUGGUAACCCUCAGCUGAGCUCUGGAUCAGCUGUACCACCCCAGUUCAAACAGUCGGCUAUUCCCAAGGCAAAUACUCCACCCCAAGCACCAGUGUCCUUGUCAUCUCCACAGAAUCCUCACAUGUACCCGGCAGGAGCUAUGAGCAGGGUCCAUGUUCAGCCUAACCCAAAUACUGUUCCCAUACCCCCUGGUUAUGCACCUGCUGCCAUGCCACAGCCAAGAAGCUCCCCACAGCAUAUGCCAAUGCCCAUUACAGCAGCCCCUGUCACCCAUCAGUUUAAAUCUACCGCUGGUGUGGGAUUUGGAAUGGGACAGCAAGUUUCGUCCUCAGGAGUUUUGCCGACUGCAGUAAACUAUUCAGUGGCAGGUUAUGCUCCUCAUGGUAGCCCACAGCUCCAUAGUACAGCCCCUGUGAGUGGCUUGCAGCCGCAAAUGACACUGGGCAUCCGUCCAGCAACCACCACUGUGAACAGUAUUCAAGGGCCUAUUUCAAGCUACACAACUCCUAGGAUGCCUGGGCCAAACCAAGCACCUCAGCACAACCAGACUAUAAAUCAAACUUUGCCACCUGUUCAUCCUCAGAGUGUUUAUAUGGCUCCUCCUGUGCACCCAGCAAUGGGUCAGCCUGCUCCAUAUGCCUAUCCUCAAGGGGGUGUUCCACAAUACAAUCAGCCACCUCAACCCAUUUUACUCACCCAGCCUCCACAAAUGUUUCAGGCCCCUGGACAGAUUCAGCACAGACUAGAUUCAGCAAGGCCUCCAUCUGUACAUAAUCAACAGCAGUAUGCCCCUCCUCCACAGCCUCCAUUUGCUGCUCAAAUGAGACCACCUCUUCAGCACCCACAUCCUCCUAUUUAUCAGCCUCAAGGACAGCCUCCUGUUGUGCCUCAGGUACCAGCGCAGCAGCAUUUUCAUCAUCAGAAUCAGUUUCAAGGGAUCCUUCCUCUUCAACCUGGUGCCCAACCCCAUGUCCCACCACAGCUAGGGCCUCAACAUUUUCCUGUUGUUCCUCAGGACAAGCUGCCUCCACAGGCCCUUCCUCCACAUUCUGCUGGUAUGAACUUUCCUGGAACAGUUCCCAGACCUGCAGGCCCAACAGUACAACCCAUCCCUCCUCAUAUGGGUCAGGCAACACCUCAAAUUCACCCUCAUCCUGCACCAAUCACAUCAACAAUGCCCUUUGUUCCUCCAGCAAGACCCACUGUUCCUCCUCCAAAUAGCUUAGCCAGUCAGAUGCCUGCUUUAAACCAAAUGCCUAUGGGCGGACCUCAAACUACUCCUGCCAUUCCCCACCACGUACAACCUCCCAGUAGCCCAGCCAUGAGCCACUUACCAGGAGCAGUUAUUGUUUCAGGAGCUGCAGCUAUCCCAUCUCCAGCACCUUCUCCUCAGCCAUCUUUAGUUAUACAGUCUCAACCAAGCCUUCCCACUUCUGGGCCAGCCACUACUGCUAUUCCGCAAAGACCACCUCCUUCACUAACACCAGGAACUAAGCCUUUAAACCAAGGGUCUGGUGAAGUUGUUUUCCAGAGGCAAAGCUCCUCAACAGAUGACCUUUUGUCUUCGAGUCCUGAGAGCCAACAUGGUGGCUCCAAUACCUCAGUUGGCCAACCAUUGUUGCAGCCCACUAAAGCAGACUUAAAAGAAGGACAGAAACCCAAGGCAAUUCAGCUGAUUGAAAACGACCCCUACGAGAAGCCAGAACAUGUGAUGAGGCUGCUGUCUGAGCUUGACCGUUUCAGAGUUGUUGUUGAAGCUUUAGAUAAACCUGUGCCCGGUGCAUCAACUCAAGUGGACUCCAUGUGGAAGGAAUUUCAGGACGCUCAAGAGAAGGAGGCUAGACAGCAAUCUAUUGCAAUUGCACGCUGCUACACCAUGAAAAACCGACACCAGGACAUCAUGCCUUAUGAUAAGAACCGUAUUAUUCUGCAGUCAGGGAAGGAUGAUUACAUAAAUGCCAGUAAAAUUGAAGAUCUCUCUUCCUACUGCCCAACCAUCAUUGCCACCCAGGCCCCACUUGUCGGCACUGCUUCAGAUUUCUGGCUGAUGAUCCAUGAGCAGAAGGUCUCCUUGAUCGUUAUGCUGGUGUCUGAGCAGGAGAUAGAGAAGCAAAAGGUUUUGCGGUACUUUCCCUUGGAGCGAGGCCAACCAAUGGUGCAUGGGAAUAUAACCCUAACACUCACCAGCCAAAAAGUCACAGACAUACAUGUGGAGAGGGUGCUGUCCCUGCAGUACAAGGACCAGAGUCUCAAGCGCUCCAUCAUUCACCUGCAGUUCACUUCAUGGCCUGAGCUGGGUCUCCCAGACAGUAAAAGCAACUUGCUGAGAUUCAUACAGGAGGUGCACAGCCACUACCUGCACCAGCGCCCCCUACAUACACCCAUAGUUGUUCACUGCAGUUCCGGUGUGGGAAGGACGGGAGCCUUUUGCCUCAUGUACGCAGCGAUACAAGAGGUGGAAGCCGGCAAUGGAAUCCCAGAUCUUGCAGAACUUGUGAAGAAGAUGAGGCAGCAAAGGAAAUACAUGCUGCAGGAGAAGAUACACCUGAAGUUCUGCUAUGAAGCUGUGCUAAAACAUGCCGAGCAAGUCUUGCAAAGACAUGGUGUCUGCACCCCGUCCUCCAGCAAGCCUCAGCACAGCACCCCACUAAAGCUGUACACUGUGCAGGACCCGCAAGACAUAGUACUGGGGGGAGACAUGCCUAUCAGCUCCAUUCAGGCUACUAUCGCAAAGCUGAGUAUUAAACCCUACCCUGGAGGCACGGAGAAUCCAAGUUCUUAUCAGCUGCCGACUUCUAUAGAUUCCUGGGGAAACGAGCCGACGACUAGUAACGUAUUUCAGCCAGAGGUUCCCUCGAUUACCCCUCAGCCUGACGUUACGCUCUUGGCAGUUAGUAAAGAGUAUCAGCCAUCACAGGCGCUGCCUCCCACUGCUUCGAAUGGUAAUUCUGUCCUCGUAACGGAAAGUGCAACAGAAGUGUCCAAACAUCUCCCCGUAGUCGCCGGCGAGGUAAUGACGAAAACAGAGCCGUCCCCCGCUGUUAACUCUACAUCAGCUUCAUCCUCUUCUCUCAACCUGCUGGCCUCCCUGACGCCUGAAGCCUUCAACCUGGACAGCUCCCAGAAAGGGAAACAAAAGAUGAGCAAGCAAAACUUUUUACAGCCACAAAAUGGAGGAGGUUUGGCACGAGGAACCACUGCUGCUGACGACCCACUGAGCAUGCUCGACCCACUCUGGACACUUAAAUAAAUCCCAAUGGGAAGCGGGUUCAGCCAUGGCUUUGCCUUACAUGAAAUUAGGGACUGUUACCAUUAAUGUGGGGUUCUCUCCUCCCCCCUUCAUGUUAGUUGCAUUCCAACUCAGUCUCCACUGAAAUGCUUGUCUUUGGCUUAAUGCAACCAUCCAUUUGUUGGAGAGGGUGAGUUGGAGCUGGGGUAUCUUUACACAUCACUUAGAAGACAACACUAACACCCAUGCCCAUAUACGAAUGGGCUAAACCUGCCUAGAACUGUUCUCUGGUCAUCAUACCCUUUAGACUUAAUAUCUGGCUGACCAUUGGGCAAAAUCAGUUGCAGCUUCUCCAUGGAAAGAAUGCUCUACGUGUGCCAGGUGGGGCCCUGUGCUAAUGUAACUCAAUGUGUAUAAUAAUAAUAAUCAUUUUCCAUUGGCUGUGCCCCGCUGCUGUUACUGUGAUGGAGCCAGGAAACAACACUAACUGAUCAGUCCAAGCUGAAAUGUAGCACUUGUGUGUCUUGUACAGUUCUUCUGCUCCGUCCUCACUGGCCUGGGUCUUGUACGUGUCUUGUGGGCUGGCAUAGAAAGAAUGAGGGUGAUGAUAUGUGGCCCUUCCUGGGACCAGUUGUUUGGCUUAGUGAUAUACUCCUUGCAAGGGUUAAUCAUGGAUUCUUUAAUGAGCUACGGUUUUUAUAAGGACAGAGGCUGAGCAUAUUCAGUGUCAUUCCCAGCGGUGCAAAUAAAUGGCGAGGGCUUGAGUUCUGUUCUCAUUCUGCCAUUUUGCAUCAUCCAUGAGCAGUGACGGAGAAUGGGGAGUGCAGUCCAGGGUCCAAUACAUCUCUCUACAGCUUUCCCUGGGACUGACUUGCACCCCGUGCUUUCAGAUAGGGUCUUGUUCCUUGCUGCACCUUUAUACCAGUACUGUCCAACUUAUAACAUAUAGUGGGCCAAUUGUAUGUCAUAUAACAUGCUGGAGGGCCAGACUGAAUUAAAAUGAUGAUGUCAUAUAAUGGAGCCUGUGAGCAGACUGGGGGCCACAAAAAUCCUUUGGAUGGCCACGGACCUCCAAUUACAGCUCUGCUUUAUACCAUUCACCUUACAGCCAGACAGUGGGUGGGGGUUGUGCUGUUCCUUUAUACCAUACACAUUCAUGGGGCACCCCAGUGUUCUCCCUGAACUAUAGGAACAUGAAGAAACCUGUCUAAUUAAUACAAGACAAAAUCAUCUUGUGCAUUUCAACACGACUGUUUCACAAGUCCACUGAGCAUGUGCAGUGCCACCGACUGGGCUGAGUUUAGGGGUUCUAUAAAGUGGGGGUCGCAUCUGUUAUAGUAGCUGUGCCACAGGGAUGAUUAUGAAUCCAUUCUGAUGCAGAUUGGAUUCAUUCUCAGCUUUCUGUUGGAAUUAUGUUUCAUAUAAGCUGUAUAUAGUGAGUGGGUCCCUGGGCUCAGGGAAGUGCUAGCAGUGCGGCGGGUGGGCUUGGGGCCUUGGGCUGGUACAGAAUCAUCAAACAUAACGUUUAAUAUUUUUAGCCUUCGCUUUUGUUCCCAUCAACAUUGUCUUUUUAAAUCAGACAACUGUCAGAUUUGAAUACUUAUAAAGAGAUCCCUGGAUUAAAGAGGGGGUAUCUACAUAAGAUCAGGGGGGGUAUUCCCAGUAACAUUAUCUGACGUGUAGAAUCCGUGUACAAGAUGCCAAUGGUUAUAGUGGAUCAGUGUUACUGCCGUUGCCCCCAGCCAACGUCUGUGCUUUUCCACUUCUCACCCCAUUGCACAAACUUCAUAUUGUAAAAAAAAUCCUAAUUGUAACAGAAAUGAUUCUUAUGGAAUUCCUACUGAAUCCCUUGUAUCUUCCCCCGAGUUGUGCUCAUCUUUGGAGGAGACGUGUAUCAACAGAAGAAGCCCCCUGUUUUCUGCAUGAGGAGCGCCCUCUGCUGCCCUGGACAAGAUGCAUGUGACCCAUUGUGACAUCGGCAGUACUGUGACAUUAACAGUUGGUGUGAAAUUCCCAGUAUCCAAUCCACGGCUUAUGGUUAGCAAGGCAGGUGAGAGUUGUAGUUCAGCCACGUUGGGAUGAUUGUUAACCCCCUGUAUGACACACUCCAAAUAAAAGGGACCAAUCAAGGACAUAGCUACUGGCACUGGCUACAUGCUUAUUGCAGAUGGUCCCUAAGCCUUUAAAUAGAGUGGGGCACUAUAGUGUAUAGCUUGAGAAGAAGCCUAAUAUUGUUUUUAAUUCUUUUAUUAAAUAAAUGAUUGUUUCGUCUUAA